Molecule: messenger RNA, 6093 nt
Organism: Eimeria tenella
Lineage: Eukaryota; Apicomplexa; Conoidasida; Eucoccidiorida; Eimeriidae
Exons: 5
Coding region: 1-6093 (2030 amino acids)
Source: RefSeq, a predicted model, not a curated record
AUGGAAGCUAAACAGCAGCAGAAGGAGCUGCCUGCGGGGCCAGCAGCAGCAGCUGCAGCAGCAGCUGCUGCUGCUCCGGACAAGCCUCAGCCGAAUUCGGUGUCCCCAGUCUCAGAGCAGCAGCAGCAGCAGCAACAACAGCAGCAGCAGCAACAGAACCAGCAGCAGCAGCUGCUGCAGCUGCAUGGGUCAGUUCCCGCUGUGCCCAACGCGCUGCAGGGCCCUCUGCUGCUGCAGGCAGCAGCGUUGCUGCUAGCUGCGCAGCAGCAGCAGCAGCAGCAGGGAGAACAGCCAAGUGCAGCAGCACUACUUGAAGCAGCAAGCAGCUACCCCAGUGGCUAUCUAAGCAACUGCAGCAGCAGCGGGAGACUCACCAGCAACUGCAGCAGCGGCAGCAGCGGCAGCAGCAAAAGCGACUUGUUGCGGCUGCCCUCCAUCACCCUCAACCUUUCUGGCAGCAACGAGCAGCAGCAGCAGCAGCUGCAGCAGCAGCAGCAGAAGCAUUUUGAAAACGCAGCAGCAGAGGACACAGCGGGCAGCAACGCCAGCAGCCGCUUCAUCAGCAUCAGCUGCACAGAAUCGCCCAGAAGUACGCAGCAGCAGCAGCAGCAGCUGCUGCAGCAGCAUCUGCAGCAGCAGCCGCAGUUGCUGCUGCCGGGAGCAUCGCCUUCUGAUCGAGAUGGCAGUAUGGGGCAUAUGGAGCUGCUGCGGCUGCAGCAGCAACUGCAGCAGCAGCAUCAGCUCGAGCUGCUGCAAGGCCCCUUUUCUGUUGGCGAGAAAGCAGCAGAAGUCCGUGAUAUCAGCAGCAACUCCGCAAACAGCAGCAGCAGCAGUAGCAGCAGCAAUACAGCUGACCAGGAGCAGCAGCAGCAGCUGCAGCAGCUGCAGCUGCAGCAGCAGCAGUUGCAACAGCAACAACUGCAGCAGCAGCAGCUGCAGCAGCAACAGCUUCAGGAACAAGCGCGUUUUGCUGCUGCAGAGGAUGAAGCCCUCGAAGCGCUGCAGCAGCAAGAGCAGCGUGAACGAGAGGAGUCGCAGCUCCUGGAGCAGCAGCAGCAGCAGCUUCUGCUGCAGCAGCAGCAAGACUUUGCAAGCCAGUGGGAACAGCAGCAGCAGCAGCACGAGCAGCAGCUGCUGCAGCAGCAGCAAGAGUUCUUCCAGCAGCAGCAGCACCAACAUCAAGAUUUUGAUGACCACGAGGAGCUGCAGCAGUGGCAGCUGCAGCAGCAGCACAUGCAGCAGCAGCUGCAGCACGAUCACGAAGGGCAGCAGCAAAUGCAGCAGCAGAUGCAGCAGCAGCAGCAAGUCGAGGAUCAGCCAGUAAAGGGCAUAGAGAAUUUUGAGGAGGCAGUUGAAAGGCAGCAGCAGCAGCUGCUACAGCAGCUGCAGCAGCAGCAGCAAGACGAAGAGUUGCAGCAAUGCUGCUGCUGUCUCAGAAACUUUGCUGCUUCUCGCAUUGAGAAGCACAUUAAGAUAUGCGAAGCAGCUCAAACCCAAAUGCUGCUGAAGCAGCAGCGGCAGAGGCAGAAGCAGCAGCAGCUGGAGCAGCAGAAGCAGCAGCGGCUGCGGCAAGAGUUGCAGCUGAGGCAGCUGCAGGAGGAGCAGCAGCGGGAGCAGCAGCGCCAGCUGCUAUUGAAGCAGCAAGCAGUCAAGCAAAGGAGAGAUGCUGCAGCAGCAAAGGCUGCUGCAGCAGCACGUUGGGCUGCUGCUCGCAGUGGCAACAGCAGCAGCAGCAGCAGCAACAUCAGCAGCGGCGUCGACAGCAGGCAGCGCACAGAUGAGACCCGCAGCAGCAGCAGCAGCAACAAAAGCAACACGAGCAAGAAACUCCCCGAUUCUGCUGCUGGUGCUGCUUCUCGUGGCUCUGCUGCAGAGACAACGAAGCAAGAGGAGAGCAGCAGCAGCAGCAGCAAAAGCAGCAGCAGCAGCAGCAGCAAUGGCAGCAACAGCAAAAGGACAUUUCUUGCAGGAGACCGCCGAGCUUCCAAAGAAGACAAAACAGCAGAAGCACCAGAACGGCCUUCCCGGGUAGCAGCUGCAGUAGCGGCAGCAGCAGCAGCACCAACAGCAACAGCAGCAGCGAACGUAGAAGGCCGCAGUUUAGCUGCUGAUGCUGCUGCUGCUGCCGUAGCUGCUUUGCCUGGGCCCUCUGCUGCGGCUGUUGCUCCCACUGCAGCAGCAGCUGCCGCUCCAGAAGAGACAGCAGCGCACACUGCUGCAGCAGUAGCUGCUGCUGCUACUGCUGCUGCUGCAGCAGAGGAGGAACCUCCUCUGGGGAUUAGCUGCUUAAGCAGCUCCCCAGGAGAUCCACCUCCGCUGCAGCAGGGCAGCAGGAGCAGCAGCAGCAGCAAGAAAAACAGCAGCAGAAAAAGUAGCAGCAGCAGGGCAGCCAGUAGCAGAUUCACUAGCAGCUGCAGCAUAGACCUAGAAAGUCUGCGCGAGCAGCAGCAGCGGUGUCAGCAGCAGCAACAGCUGCAGCAGGACGAAGAGCUGCAAAAGCAGCAGCAGACCCAUUUGGAGCAGCAGAAGCUCAAACAGCAGCAGCUAGUUACAGAAGACACGAGACUGCAGCAGCAGCACGUCCCUCAACAGCUGCAGCCGCGGCAGCAGCAGCAGCACGAGCUGCAGCAGCAGCAGCAGCACGAGCACGAGCAGCAGCAGAAGAAAACAUCUACCUGCGGACGAACUGACCUACAGAGAGCAAAGCCUCAGGACAGGUGGCGCCUAAUGCCCGCUGAGCGCUGCCCCUUGUGCUCGCGGCGCUUUUGUUUGAAGUCGGUGGACCGCCACAUAGAAGUUUGUAGACAGAGGCAGAAGGAGAUGGGGCACAGGCUGCCGCAGCAGGCCCAGCCAGCAGCAGCAGCAGCAGCAGCAGCAGCAGCAGUGGGGGCAGGUGGGGGCUUGCAGAGGCAGGCCUUGAAGGUCCCCGCCAGGCGAGGCCGCAGCGCCGGGGGGCCUGCAGGCGCUCAGCCUCUCGCGCUCCCCAGCAGCAGCAGCAGCAGCAGCAGUAGCAGUGAUCAAAGACUCGCAGCAAUGGGGCAGUUAGCUGCUGCGGGGUCUCGUGCGCACCUGCAACAGAAGCACCGAAGGCAGCAAGUGCUGCAGCAGCAGCAGCAGCAGCAUGGCGGCUUCUGUACACGCACAAGCUUCAAACAACAGUUGAAAACGCACUCCUUUUCAUGCGAUAGCUACAGGCGACAGCAGCAGCUGCUGCUGCUGCUCAAGCCAGAAGAGCAGCAGCAGCAGCAAGACGCCCUCAUUGCAAGCACUUGCCGCAAGCUGGACACUACAAUUAGAAGCAGCAGCAGCAACGUUCGCUGCAGCAGCAGCGGCAGCAGCAGCAGCAGCAGGAAAAGCGGCAGCGCGUCAGCAGCAACAUGUGAAGGUGGCUUUGCCUCCAGCAAGCUCGGUCAGGCCGAGUCUGCUGCUGCUGCUCCUGCUGCUGCUGCUGCUCCUGUUGCUGCUGCUGCUGCUGCCGCUCGACUGCGCAGCAGCAGCUGCAGCAGCCCUGUUGUGUCUCCGCUGACGCUUCCGGCAAGUGUCGAAGCCUUCUCCGGAAGCAGCAGCAGCAAAGCAACAGCUAGGCAAACGCCUCGCAGCCCACGCUCAGCAGCAGAAGCAGCAGCAGGAGCAGCAACUGCAGCAGCAGCAGCAAAACGGCUGUCUGCCCAAAAGGCUCUGUGCGUCAAGGGCCGUUGCGGCCGCUGCGGAGGCCUCUCCCUAGAUGCAGCGCAGCAGCAGCAGCAGCAGCAGCAGCAACAGCAGCAGCAAGAGGUGAAGACUGCAAGAUGGCCUUCAGGAGGCCCUGCCCUAGAGAAACAGCAUGCAUGCACUAGUGGCAGGAGCAGCAGCAACAGCAGCAGCAGCAGCAGCAGCAGCAGCAGUGAUAGUGGCAAAGCUACUGAACGGAUACCGGCGCUUUGUCGCCCUCAGCAGCAGCAGCAGCAGCAGCAGCGGCUGGAGCAGUUCGUCCAAGAGCAUCAGCUGCUGCUGCAACAGCAGCGAGGCCUUGGAGAUCGUGAAAUUGAGCAGCAGCAGCGGCUGCAGCAGCUGCAGCAGCAGCUUCACCAGCAGCAAGAAAGGACAGUGACCCUUACCUCUUCUUUAUGCGAAUCAGAGGCGCAGCAGCUACAGGAACUGCAGCAGCAGCAGCAAAAGCUGCUGCAGCUGCAGCAGCAGCUGCACCAGUCGACCUCUACAGAUCGUCUCAGCAGCGCUGACAAGGCUGCAGCAGCAGCAGUUCCUCCUCUGCAGCUGCAGCAGCAGCUGCAGCAGCAGCUGCAUCCCAACAUGCAACAGAUGCAGCAGCAGGUCCAGCAGCAACUGCAAACGAAUGAACGGCAGCAGCUGCAGCAGCAGCAGCUACAGAAGCAACAGCAGCAGCAACGAGCCGUUCUUCUUAAACAGCUUGCUGCAGCAGAGCCAAUGCAGCCCUCGCAGCUCCCCGCUCCCCCCGGCAUGGGCAACAGCAGCAACAGCUGCAGCAGCUUCAGCAGCAGCUGCAGCAGCAGUAGCUGCAGCAGCAGCCGGCAGCAAAGUGCUGCGUCUCUUGAAGCAGCAGCUUUUGAAGCCGGUGCAGCCCGUGGUGCUUCUGCAGCGGGAAGGAGUUUCCAUCAGCUGCAGCUUCAGCAGCAGCAGCAGCUGCAGCAGCAGCAGCAGCAGCGGCCACUUAAACUCGGUGAAGCGCAGCGCCUUCGCUUGAUGCAGCAGCAACCGCUACCAGAACUCAGCCACUUCGAAAGGCAACAAACUCAGCCGCAGCAGCAGCAGCAGCAGCGGCAGCAGCAGCAGCAGACGGCAACCCUCGUGAGGAGACAGCGCAGCUUCUCUUCUCGCGAAGCAUCUAUUUCGCGGUAUAUCUCAAUGGAGGCUUCGGAGCAGCAGCAGCAGCAGCAGAAGCAAGGGCUGCUGCAGCAGAGCAGCAAGCAACUCCAGACACGGGAGCAGAUUAGGCAGCUGCUGCAGCAGCAGCAGCUCCAAGUGCUGCAGCACCAAGCGGCUGCACAGCAGCUACCCAGUAUCCCUCAACAGAUCUCCGUGCAGCAGCAGCAGCAGCCAACACUGCAACAGAAAGUACAGAAGCAGCAGCAGCAACUGUUGCUGGGGAGGACGCAGCUGCUUGCCAGGGCGCAGCAGCCAACCCAGCAGUGGGGCUCGCUGAGGGAGCAGCAACUGUUGCAGCAGCAGCAUCAGGCGCAGCAGCAGCAGGCGCAGCAGCAGCAAAUGCUGGAGAGCAGCUGGGCAGCUGCUGCACCCAGCACGCCCCAAGACACCCGCUACGGCUGCUUCCCGUUGCAGCAGCAGCAGCAGCCUGCUUUGCUGCAGACCAUGAGGCAGCAGCAGCAGCACCCUCAGUAUAUGCAGCAGCAGCAGCAGCAACUGGGUCGCCACUACACGCAAACAGUGCACCUGCAGCAACAGCUCCCGCCGCCGCAGCAGCAGCAGCUAGGGCACCACUACAUGCAGUCACUUAACCAGCAGCAGCAGCAGCAGCAGUUGCUGCAGCAGCAGCAGCAGCACUGCACGCCUGUACAGCCUCGCCAUUACCUCUCGCCACUUCAACAGCAACCUUGGGCAAGGCAGCAGCAGCAGCAGCCGUUCCUGCAGCAGCAGCAGCAGCUACUGCUGCAGCAGCAGCAGCCCCGGGUCCUGCACAGCAGGUCACUUGUUUUAGAGGAGAGGCAGCCAGUGCGGAAGACUUUAUCUCUUGUAACUGACUGCUACAGGCCUGCUUCUGGUGAAGCAGCAGCUGCUACAGCAGCAGCAACAGAAAUGAACAACUGUGGAUACUGGCAGCAGCAACUGCAGCAGCAGGAAGGGCACAUGCUGCAGCAGCAGCAGCCAACAGCAGCACACAACUAUCCCCCGGGACGAGGCACCCCGCUUAUUCCGUCCUUGCCACAGCAGCUGCAGCAGCAGCAGGAGCUGCAGCAGCAACUGCUGCUGCAGCAACAGCAGCACGCGCAGCAGCAGCAGCUGCUCACGCAAACGCUUAGGCCGCAGCUGCAGCAGCACGCCGCUCCCUACUAUCGGCAGCAGCAGCAGCAGCAGCCACAAGCGGCAACAGCAGCGCCUCACUUUGUAGUAAACUAA